Messenger RNA from Musa acuminata AAA Group (dessert banana), 7387 nucleotides. RefSeq lists its product as uncharacterized. The record is from RefSeq and is a predicted model, not a curated record. The transcript is spliced from 14 exons. Gene Ontology annotation, biological process: recognition of pollen; protein phosphorylation. Gene Ontology annotation, molecular function: ATP binding; protein kinase activity. Bases 1916 to 7051 code for a protein of 1711 amino acids. Lineage: Eukaryota; Viridiplantae; Streptophyta; Magnoliopsida; Zingiberales; Musaceae.
CAGACUCUUCUCCGUUCCUUCCCGAGGAUAAGACGUGCUCCUCCGGUGCGCGCACCGCGGGAACUCCAACCCGCGUGAUUUCUUCGAACGAGUGGUGGGUGGUCCAGGGACGGGGGACGAGCGGCGUCGAGGGGGCAACCGGCAUUUCUCUAGCCACGAUGCCGAUCCUGUCGCACGCUGGGUCCGUGGUCUUCGCUCGGCCUGGUCGUCGGAUCACGAUCCGACGGCGGUGGGCGCCGGAUAGAAGGUUGCGGUGGCUGGUGACCUCGGCAUGGGCGAUGAAAAAAGAUGUGGCCCGAGGAGGCUACGGAUCAGAGGGGAGAGGACGACGAUGGUGCCGUUCGGGAUGGGAUGCUGUGAUCAUCACGUGGGCAUGGGGCGGAUGGAAUGUAGAGAGACGGGUGGGACAGGGAUAGUCAUGCUUGGCCUUGGGGGGGGAUGUCCUUGGACAUCCAUCUUUGAACCUGGACUAGGAAAGAAUACCUGGCUGCCGAUGGCUCAGAAUAAGGAUGAGUAUGAUGGGCGUAAAAAUGGUACGUCUUCUGCUGCUGGUUCGUCCGCAUCUCAACUAGUUGUAAUCUGAUCCACCAUGACUCAGAACAUGCUGCUUAAUUACACAAUGAGCAUGAGAAAACUAUUUCUGUAAGCAAAUCAUGUAGUAGUUUACAUCUACCUGUGUCUGCUAAUCCUGUGUGUCGUAGGGUUGUGAUGGUGUUACCUCUACUGUCAAGUAUGAGGGAGUGGAAUGCAAAGAUUAAGAGACAUAGAAAGAAGUAACAAACAUCACAAACACGAUUCCCCUGUUAAGAAAGAGAUCCAUGUCGCAGGACUUGCUAAAGGUCAGGGAUGAUGAAGACUGAUGUUAUCAUGGUUCUGUUGUUGGGUUCUGAUUUGGUUUUGGGGACUUGGGGUUAAUCUUUUGGUGCAUAUGGUUGUCUUAUACAUGAACACAAUCAAAUUCUGGGAGUCUUGCGUUUAUUUAUCCUACUUUUGAUCAUGAUAUCAUCUUUUGAUACUCUAAAAAGGAGAACAUAAAUGAGAUAGGUAACAUUCUGGAUGAGGUCAAAGCAAACAGAAACUUUUGAUGGCAUCUCAAAGAACACACAAGGAUCAAAAUGCAAAUACUAAGAUCGAAUCUCUUGUUGUUCAAACAAUCACCAUUUCAUUUUAGGUUGCACACCAAGAUUGAUGAUCCCAAGUUUUGACUUCUAUCAGCUGUUCAUUUGUCACUGCGGUAGGCUUCCUGAAUCAAAUUUCCAUUGAGUCAAUUUACUUCUCAUGGUUUAAAGCAAACUCCAGCUGCAGAGUCAAAGACGGAAGUUGCAAUUCUCUUCCUGAGUUCCUGUUGCAGAGUCAAUUUACUUGUUGUUGGCGUUCUGAGCUAAAUUGUUCUCAUCAUGAAGACAAUGGCAGGUCUUCACUUCCUGGAAGCCUCUGCUUUCUUGUUUCCGAUCUUUCUACAUUCAUUCAAAUGAUCGAUCAGGUCAGAACCUUCUUGGUUGGUCAAUGCCAGCAAUCAAGUGGGGCAUGCCUGGAUCAGUAUGUUGGACUAAUCCCUUGCACUGCUAUGAGAAGAGUCCAAUAAGGCUGCUACGAUCAAAGUCAAGGACAUGGUGCAGGGGUCAUUUUGCUUGUCAUGCACUCUUCUUGCACUGUCUUCUUGUGACAUUCUGUGGUUUGAUGUUCUGAGACCAGUCUAACAGUUUGGAUUCUUCUUUAGCAUUUGUGAACAAAACAGGGCAAGUUAGCACCCACCAACUACAAUUUGAUCACUGCUUAAAUUAUGGAGUUCAAAAUCUGCAAGCAGUUUCAAGUUCCUUCAUAGAGAGGAAAGAAAGCAAAAAGAAGAAAUCCUAGCUAUCUACUUGCAAGAAUCUCAAAUGCAUAAAGGUUCACAAAAAGAAGCUGCAGACUGAUGGUGAGGCUACUACCGUACGUUGCAAUCUUCUUGUUAUCAUCUCUAUCUCUUCUACUGCUUGGUGCUUCAGAUGACAGGCUCACUCCCGGGGAAUUCAUCUCCCUGAAUGAGACUUUGGUCUCCGAUGCUGGAGAAUUUGUGUUCGGCUUCUUCUCUCCUACAAAUUCCACUGGUGAUUUCUAUGCUGGGGUGUGGUACAACAUCCCUCAGAGGACGGUCAUAUGGGUUGCCAACAGAGAGCAGCCGAUCAAUGAUUCCUCUGCGACUCUUCGAAUCUCUGAUGACAGCAACCUCGUCAUCAUGGACUCAGAAGGAGGCAUCUUCUGGUCAUCAAAUUUAUCAGGCUUUGGCACACCAGGCAAUGACACAGCAGCAGUGCUGCUCAACUCAGGAAGUCUGGUUCUUAGAGCAAACAGUCAUAAUAUAUUGUGGCAGAGCUUUGAUCAUCCUACGGACACCUUCGUUCCAGGUAUGAAGAUCCAGUACAAUUUCGGCAAACACUCAGCCAGGUACAUUACAUCUUGGAAGGACGCAAAUGACCCCUCACCAGGGAAUUUCUCCCUUGGCAUUGGUUCCAGCACUGCUGCCCAGCUCCUGAUUUGGUCGGGGACAAAGCCCUACUGGAGAAGCCAAGUGUGGAUUGGGAAAAUGUUCACUGGAUCACGAGCAAUCAACACCACCGCUGUGGCAUACUUAACAGUGCUAGAAGAUGAUGAUGAGAUCGGCAUCACAUUAAGUGUCUCAGAUGCAUCAUUGUAUAUUAGAUACACAUUAAACUAUUUAGGACAGAUUGAGUUACUGAUUUGGGAUAAUAGUUCCAAGAAUUGGACAAAGUACUCAUCUGUGCCAAAUGACAAGUGCGAAACAUAUGGAUGGUGCGGUCAAUUCGCGUAUUGUGAUAGUACUGAAUCAGUGCCAGCAUGCAAAUGUAUGGAAGGAUUUAAGCCCAAGGUUCAGAGUGACUGGGAGAAUGGGAACUUCUCGGCUGGUUGCACCAGAAAGAAGGCAUUGAGGUGUGGUGAUGGUGAUGGAUUUCUGAGAGUUGAAGGCAUGAAAUUGCCAGACCAUGUUGUGUUUCUUAGGAACAGAAACAUCGGAGACUGCAGAACUGCAUGCCUAACCAAUUGUUCCUGUACAGCUUAUGCUUAUUCUGAUGUGACAACGGGAAACGAAACGUUCUCAGGGUGCUUGAUUUGGGUGGGAGAGUUGAUAGAUACUGAGAUGGUAAGCAGUGGUGGGGAGGAUCUCUAUUUGCGCCUAAUGGAUAUUAGUUUAGGAACAGCAGGAAGCAAGACGAAGACUAGGAGGAUAGUAAUUAUAGUAUCUCUUUCUGCGAUUAUCGUUUCUUUGGCCUGCAUCUUUAUCUUAUGGAAGUUCAGUGAGGGUUUAUGUGUAUUCAAGGAUCGAAAGAAAGGAAAUCUACUAAGUGAUCUGAGCUCAGGGACAGACUUUGCAAAUAACAUAUCUGGCUCGAACGAAUUCAUAGAAAGGCAGCCUCAUCAAGGUCCAGAACUUCCGCUAAUUGGUUUUGAGAACAUACUCUUUGCCACAAACAAUUUCUCCGAUUCAAAUAAGCUGGGACAAGGAGGUUUUGGCAUAGUUUACAAGGGAAACCUACCAGGAGGACAAGAGAUUGCUGUUAAAAGACUCUUGAGAGGAUCUAGGCAAGGUUUGGAGGAGUUCAAAAAUGAGGUCAUUUUGAUUGCCAAGUUACAGCACAGGAACUUAGUCAAGCUUAUUGCUUGCUGUAUCCAUGGGGAAGAGAAGCUACUGGUCUAUGAGUACAUGCCCAACAAAAGUUUGGAUUUCUUCCUCUUUGAUCCAACACAGAAAGCAAAGCUUGACUGGGGAAAGCGAUUCAACAUAAUCAAGGGGAUCGCUCGAGCACUUUUGUAUCUACACCAGGACUCGAGGCUUCGUAUAAUUCAUCGGGAUCUUAAAGCCAGCAACAUUCUGCUAGAUGCAGAGAUGAAUCCAAAGAUAUCUGACUUUGGUAUGGCAAGAAUUUUUGGUGGCAACCAGGAUGAAGCAAACACAAACAGAGUCGUCGGAACAUACGGUUACAUGUCUCCUGAGUACGCAAUGGAGGGCCUCUUUUCCGUGAAGUCUGAUGUCUACAGCUACGGAGUGCUCUUGUUGGAGAUUGUGAGCGGCUUUCGGAACAGCAGCUUUCACUUAAUCAUGGACUUCCCAAACCUUCUAGCUUACGCAUGGGAACUCUGGAACGAAGGCAAGGAAAAUGACUACGUCGAUUCAUCCAUCGCCGACACAUGCUCUCCGACCGAGGUGUUGAGAAGCAUCCAUGUGGGCCUCCUGUGCGUGCAAGAUAGCCCGAACGAUCGGCCAGCCAUGUCUUCGGUUGUCUUCAUGCUGGAAAACGAGGAAGCCACAAUCUCUGCAGCACCCAAACAGCCCAUCUUUACAAUUCAAAGAAACCUGAAUCCAGAUAUAGGUCAUCCACCAGAUGACACCUACCUGGUGUAUUCUUACAACAACAUGACCGUCACAGCUAGAGGAAAGAAAGCGAAAAGAAGAAAUCCUAGCUCUCUACUUGCAAGAAGCUCAAAUGCACAAAGGUUCACAAAAAGAAGCUGCAGACUGAUGGUGAGGCUACCACCGUACGUUGUAAUCUUCUUGGUAUCAUCUCUCUCUCUUCUACUGCUUGGUGCUUCGGAUGACAGACUCACUCCUGGGGAAUUCAUCUCCCUGAAUGAGACUUUGGUCUCCGAUGCUGGAGAAUUUGUGUUCGGCUUCUUCUCUCCUACAAAUUCCACUGGUGAUUUCUAUGCCGGGGUGUGGUACAACAACAUCCCACAGAGGACGGUCAUAUGGGUCGCCAACAGAGAGAAGCCGAUCAAUGAUUCCUCUGCGACUCUUCGAAUCUCUGAUGACAGCAACCUCGUCAUCGUGGACUCAGAAGGUGGCAUCUUCUGGUCAUCAAAUUUAUCAGGCUUUGGCACACCAGGCAAUGACACAGCGGCAGUGCUGUACAACUCAGGAAAUCUAGUUCUUAGAGCAAACAGCCAUAAUAUAUUGUGGCAGAGCUUUGAUCAUCCUACGGACACCUUUGUUCCAGGUAUGAAGAUCCUGUACAGUUACCGCAAACACUCAGCCAGGUACCUUACAUCUUGGAAGGACGCAAACGACCCCUCACCAGGGAAUUUGUCCCUUGGCAUUAUUUCCAGCACUUCUAUCCAGAUCCUGAUUUGGUCGGGGACAAAGUUCUACUGGAGAAGCCAAGUGUGGAUUGGGAAAAUGUUCAGCGGAUCACAAGCAAUCAACACCACCGCUGUGGCAUACAUAACAGUGCUAGAAGAUGAUGAUGAGGUCUACAUCACACUAGGUGUCUCAGAUGCAUCAUUGUAUAUUAGAUACACAUUAAACUAUUUAGGACAGAUUGAGUUACUGAUUUGGGAUAAUAGUUCCAAGAAUUGGACAAAGUACUCGUCUGUGCCAAAUGACAAGUGCGAAACAUAUGGAUGGUGCGGUCAAUUCGCGUAUUGUGAUAGUACUGAAUCAGUGCCAGCAUGCAAAUGUAUGGAAGGAUUUGAGCCCAAGGUUCAGAGUGACUGGGAGACUGGGAACUUCUCGGCUGGUUGCAUCAGAAAGAAGUCAUUGAGGUGUGGUGAUGGAGAUGUAUUUCUGAGAGUUGAAGGCAUGAAAUUGCCGGACCAUGUUGUGUUUCUUAGUAACAGAAGCAUCGGAGACUGCAGAACUGCGUGCCUAACCAAUUGUUCCUGUACGGCAUAUGCUUAUCCUGAUGUGACCACGGGAAACACAACGAUCUCAGGGUGCUUGAUUUGGGUGGGAGAGUUGAUAGAUACCGAGAUGGUAGGCGGUGGUGGGGAGGAUCUCUAUUUGCGCCUAAUGGAUAUUAGUUUAGGAACAUCAGGCAGCAAGACGAAGGCUCGGAGGAUAGUAAUUAUAGUAUCUCUUUCUGCGAUUAUCGUUUCUUUGGCUUGCAUCUUUAUCUUAUGGAAGUUCAGUGAGGUAUUUGGUGUAUUCAAGGAUCGAAAGAAAGGAAAACUACUAUGUGAUCUGAGCUCAAGUACAGACUUUGCGAACAACAUCUCUGCUUCGAACGAAUUCAUAGAAGGGAAGCCUCAUCAAGGUCCAGAACUUCCGCUAAUUGGUUUUGAGAACAUACUCUGUGCCACAAACAAUUUCUCCGAGUCAAAUAAGCUGGGAAAAGGAGGUUUUGGCAUAGUUUACAAGGGAAACCUACCAGGAGGAAAAGAGAUUGCUGUUAAAAGACUCUUGAGAGGAUCUAGGCAAGGUUUGUCGGAGUUCAAAAAUGAGGUCAUUUUGAUUGCCAAGUUACAGCACAGGAACUUAGUCAAGCUUCUUGCUUACUGUAUCCAUGGGGAAGAGAAGCUACUGGUCUACGAGUACAUGCCCAACAAAAGCUUGGAUUUCCUCCUCUUUGAUCCAACCCAGAAAACAAAGCUUGACUGGGGGAAGCGAUUCAACAUAAUCAAGGGGAUCGCUCGAGCGCUUCUCUAUCUUCACCAGGAUUCGAGGCUACGGAUAAUUCACCGGGAUCUUAAAGCCAGCAACGUUCUGCUCGACGAAGAGAUGAACCCCAAGGUGUCUGAUUUCGGCCUGGCAAAGAUUUUUGGCGGCAACCAGGACGAAGCCAACACCGACAGAGUCGUCGGAACGUAUGGCUACAUGUCUCCCGAGUACGCAAUGGAAGGGCUCUUCUCCGUGAAGUCGGAUGUCUACAGCUACGGCGUGCUGCUGUUGGAGAUCGUGAGCGGCUUCCGGAACAGCAGCUUUCCCCUCGCCAUGGACUCCCCUAAUCUCCUGGCUUACGCAUGGCAACUGUGGAACGAAGGCAACGCAGAGGAUUACGUCGACCCAUCGAUUGCCUGCUCAUGCGCUCGGGCGGAGGUGGUGCGAAGCAUCCAUGUCGGCCUGCUGUGCGUGCAAGACAGCCCCAGUGAUCGACCAGCCAUGUCUUCAGUUGUUUUCAUGCUGGAAAACGAAGAAGCCACAAUCUCUGCAGCACCCAAACGGCCCAUCUUUACAAUUCAAAGAAACCUGAAUCCAGAUACAGGUCAUCCACCAGAUGACACCGACCAGGUGUAUUCUUACAACAACGUGACCGUCACAGCUGCAGAAGGACGCUAGAGACCCAUCUCAAAAUAUGUCGAGCAGAGACACCAACAAGUAAGCAGAGGUCUGUGUUGGGUGUUCGACUCUCUUGUCAUGUUAAUAUUUCUCUCGAGAUCAUUCUAGCUUAGAAAAUUCACUUGUUUGUGAAUCUAUCUUGGUGUAUUGUUUGACUUCGCAUUCUGCCUUCAGGUCUGACACAUGACGGUCACAACAUGAUGAGACUGUCGAUGUUAUCACAACUUGCAGUAGUGAGUUUGACAAAAGAUUGUCACUGAGGUAUUAUAUAUAGUUGGAGACACUUGUGACGGAAUAAAUGAGGAUGAGCAUGGAAUAAUUGAUGUGAUUUCUUUA